This is a messenger RNA of Leptopilina heterotoma, 2542 nucleotides long. RefSeq lists its product as uncharacterized. Gene Ontology annotation, molecular function: odorant binding; olfactory receptor activity. The record is from RefSeq and is a predicted model, not a curated record. NCBI's taxonomy places the organism in Eukaryota, Metazoa, Arthropoda, Insecta, Hymenoptera, Figitidae. Bases 258 to 1508 code for a protein of 416 amino acids. Gene Ontology annotation, cellular component: plasma membrane. The transcript is spliced from 10 exons. Gene Ontology annotation, biological process: sensory perception of smell; detection of chemical stimulus involved in sensory perception of smell.
CGUGUUCCCUAGAAAAUCGAAUUGAUCUUAUCCUAUAGGUGCUUACAACUGAAUCUAUUAUGUAAUUACUUAAUAAGUUUACUGUUCUUAAUUAAUUAAUUAGUAAAACUAAAACAUUUCUGGAAAAUGUUGCGCCCACAUUAUAAUGACAGUGAGUUCUGCUUGUGUCGACACGAACCAAGAAAAAGAAAGUUGUUUUAGAAGCAGCAACAUAAGACCAUCCUUUUGAAUCUAUAAUAAUUUCAUGUAAAAUUCCAAUGGUUAAUAAGUUUUUGUCUUCGAUUGUUAAACUAGGAAAAGAUGCAACUAACAAAUGGAACCAAACUGACGCCGAUAUGGAAGCUUUUAAUUCUCAUAUGAAAAUCUGUAAAUUCUUUUCAUCUUCAAUGGGAUUGUGGCCUCAACAAUCUAAAUUGACACAAAAAUUAAUUUCCAUUUUUGUUUGGUUAACACUUACUAGUUUUUUUAUACCACUACUUCUGUCCAUAAAGAACAUUAAGGGUAAUUUAGACAUGCUAAUACCAUGGCUUGCAAACUUUUUUGGUCUUAUCGCUGGUGCAUGUUCUUACGCAAAUGCUUGCAACAACAGAAAGAAGAUAAAAUUAUUUAUCUCGAAAAUGAAAAAUGAUUGGCUAAAUUGUGAAUCAACUUCCGAAUACGAAAUAAUGCUGGAAAAUGCAUCUCUGAAUAACAAUUUAAUCAAGGUACAACUAGUUUUGUAUUGUGCAGCAAUGUUAAAGUACAUAUCAGAGCCAAUUAUUCCAUUAUUUUUGGACAUAAUAAUACCUUUAGAUGAAUCUCGUCCAAGGAAGUUAAUUGCUGAAGCAAAUUAUUUAGUAGAUGCGGAUGAUACUUUUAAUUUCAUAGUAAUAUCAAUAAACGAGAUUCACGUAACUGUUGCUGCAGUUGUAAUAACGAUGACUGUUGACACAAUCUUUAUAUUUUCUGCGUACCAUGCUUGCGGCCAAUUGCAAAUACUAGGGUACAAAUUUAAGAAUCUUGUAAAUGCAGAUUACAAUGUGGCUUUUUCUGAUAAAAGAGAUACGCAAAAAGAAAUUAAGUUCUGCAUUAAAAUGCAUAAAUCAACUAUAAUGUUUAUAAAUGACUUUAAUGACUGCUUUUCAAUUCCUCUUUUUUUAAACUUGGGAUUGACUAUGUUAAUGAUGAGUUUAGCAGGAGUUCAGUUUGUCACGAAAUUGGACAACCUCGGUGAAGCUUUCACAAUGAUGUCCUAUACUAUAGGUCAAAUAUGUCGACUAUUCUGUUUAACGUUACCAAGUCAACGUUUGAUAGAUCAGAGUAAUGAACUUUUCCAGAAUAUUUAUGACAGUUACUGGUAUACCCUACCUUCAGAUUCGAAAACUUUGGUAAAAACAGUAAUGCUGAGAUGUUUAAUACCUAACAGUUUUACUGCGGGAAAAUUGUACUGUUUUUCAAUGAGUAAUUUCGUUACUGUGAUAAAAACAGCUGUGUCAUAUAUAACAGUAUUGUUAUCGAUUCGUGAGUAAAGUCGUAGAGACCAAAUUGUCCACGUCAAUGAUCAACGAAAACGGAAAAAAUUAAGCAUUUCUUCUUCUUCUUCUUUCUUCUUUUUCUUUAUCGGCCUGUUGAUAUGCAUCAAAUGGCUAUGAAUUUAAAAAAUAAACCAAUAUAGUGUAGACUACUAAAAGGUAAAAUUGAAACUUUAAACACAAUGCGCACCAAACGCUGUUUGAUCUUCAAAACAACUAUUUUUGUAAACGUAAAAAAAUUAAACUACAUAUAAAAAAAUAAAUCUAUAAUUUCUAAAAAUAAGUAACUUUAAAAACAAACAAAAUUAUCCUAAAUAAUUGUAAAAUUGCACAUGUUCAGUCAACUUUUACGUCAAACAUUGAAUAACAUCGGACAGAUUUAAAGAACUUCAAGAUUCAUGAGCUUCGCAUUACUAAAGAUUCCGAUGAUUUACAAUCAAGUUAAAUAUUCAACUUUCAGGAUAUUUUCGGUGCUGUGUUGGUAGAAAAAAAAAUUUAUCCCUGUCGUACGUAAUAUUAAAAUUAUAAUUUAGAAAAUAUUUUUAAAAAAUGUAUUCAUAAAGCUUCUUUCUACUUCCACGAUGGUAAAAAGUACAUAUAAUAAUAUUACAAUCACUUCAGAGAAAUUGUUUCCCCUUGAAAAUACAAAAUAAUAACUAUCCUCUCCCUUGAGAGUCUAAAUCCAGACGGUGGCAACGUUCUUUGACAAACCCAAUUGAUUUUAUCCUAAAGGUUGUUAUUAAAUUCAAAGUCAUUUAAAAUUCACUUUCAUUUCAUAUUUUUCCCCUGAAGUCAAAAGAAUCAUGUGUGCCAAGUUCUUAGUGAAAUAUUUUUUAAUAUUUAAUUCUAAUAAAACGUUCUGUAUUGUUCUUUAAGAUAAUUAUCUUAAAGAAUAAUACAGAACGUUUUAUUAGCGGUAAAUAUUUAAAAAUAUUUCACUAAGAAUACUCUUUGUACGUGUAAAAUAAAGCGGCGUUUGAUUUCACCCUUAGAAUAAUUCUCUAUCUGACAGUUGAGCCGUGAGCGUGACU